Messenger RNA from Ambispora leptoticha, 1568 nucleotides. The record is from the annotation of a GenBank genome assembly. NCBI's taxonomy places the organism in Eukaryota, Fungi, Glomeromycota, Glomeromycetes, Archaeosporales, Ambisporaceae.
AUCGCGCUAAUUCUAAAGGACUUGGUUUUUUCAAACUGGCUUUACUUAAAUUUCCAAAAACAAUCGAACUUGACAUUCAAAACAUAAAUCUCCUAAUCUUUUUAAAUAUCCAAACAAAAAAUUAUCGGGAAGCACUUUACCAAAUUCAGUAUAUUCGUACGCACAAAUUGAAACCCACUCUGCGUACCUAUGAUCUGCUGUUGAAUGCUUGCAGACUUGCAGGGAAUUUCAUUACGGCAAAAAAAUUAAUAAGGGAGAUGCGAGAACGGGAAAUGAUGGCUAAUGCGAUGAUUUUAAGCUCGAUACUUACCUGCACCGUAAAACUACCAAAAUUAGAGAUAACCGAUUUGUGUUGUGUGUUGGAACAAAUUGAAGAAUUCAAGCUGGAUAUGUCGUCGCUGAAGAAUGAAUCUUAUAAAUUUCCGUUCAAGAUUAAUUCACUUUUUUUGAGAUCAAUGUUUAAUGCAUAUUCUUUGGCUUUGGAUAUGGCUGAUGAACAAUUGCUGGAUGAGAAAUUAGAAACGUGGACAUUCUUUAAAGAUUUUUAUAAGAAAAAAUUGGAUUCGAUUAAAGAUCAUGAAAAGGAAGAAGAGAUUGAGAGUGAAUUCAAUACAGAAAGCUCAAAAAUUUCUUCAAACCGAGACAAUUUCCUAAACUUUGAAAAAGUGCCACCAAAAACUUUGAAAACUUCAUCAAAACAAAGUAAUCUCAUGUCCGAUGAUGAAAAAUUGUCACGAAAAUCAAAAGAUUAUCAAAAUGAUUCCGCGAGUAAUAAUGAAACUUCAGAACUAAGUUCGACCGGUCACGCAGAUUAUUUGAUGACGGGCGAACGAAAUGUAAAAUUAGUUCGAAAAAGAUAUAGGUCUAAAACUUUUGAUGCAGAAUUUAAUGAUGAAGAAAAAUCGCAACAUGAUUCAACUGACUUCAAAUCACGAGAGGAAAACUAUGAGGACAGAAGUUAUCGUGAUGAUGAUUCGAAUGAUGCGGAAGAUGGAUUUGCACGAAAAUCAAAAGCAGAAAAACCACUAAAGCAUCAAGAAAAUGAUGGCUUUCGGGCGGAAUCAGAUAUAAAAGGAAGAGCAAAACCAAAAUAUGAUGAAAGAGAAGGAUCAAAAGCAGAUGCAACAUCUCGUGAAGGUUCAUGGUCUAAUUCAACUUUUGAACGACAAGAAAAGCCAAGAUAUCGUGAUGGUGAUGAUGACUAUUCAAGAUUUGUAACAAGAAAUGGACCCAGUCAUACAGAGAGAAAUCAAACUACUAGAUUUAACAUCAAACCGACAGAGCAAAGACCGAGAUAUCAUGAACAAGAACAGGAAUUCUCUAGACCAAGGUUUCGUGAAAUAGAAGACAAUAAAGGAAAAUAUAGACAAAAUUAUGGUGCAGAAGAAAAUAAAUAUGACAAAGACUAUCAAAGCCAGCCAAAGUCAUGGGAUCGAAAGAUUAGUGGUAGAGGCAGUCUUCGUGAUACUCCACUACGGCAAUCAUCACUGCGAUUUAGUGAAAGAAAUUAUAGCAGAAGAUUUGGUUAUAAUGAGCAGCCUCAAAGAUCAUCUUUCAGACAUAAUUAA